Molecule: messenger RNA, 2937 nt
Organism: Penicillium alfredii
Lineage: Eukaryota; Fungi; Ascomycota; Eurotiomycetes; Eurotiales; Aspergillaceae
Product: putative cytokinesis regulator (Byr4)
Exons: 2
Coding region: 1-2937 (978 amino acids)
Biological process (GO): mitotic spindle orientation checkpoint signaling; regulation of Ras protein signal transduction
Cellular component (GO): SIN/MEN two-component GAP complex; mitotic spindle pole body
Molecular function (GO): GTPase activator activity
Source: RefSeq, a predicted model, not a curated record
AUGAAGGCGUCAACUAACAUACGCCCGAGUGCGGAUGAGACGAUCGAAUGUUGGGACGAUGACGAGGAUCUACAAUUCAACGAGAACAUUCCAUUUCGCACUGCAUCUAGCGCUGGAUCGGUCACCAACUCAUUUCGGCCCUCCGGACACCGGGACUCUAUUUCCUCUUGGCGUUCCGCUCGCUCCGACCUUGAUUCCAACGUAGGAGAUGAGGAUUGGCAGGUCCCGCUACAUGACAAUGAUGAAUCUGCGAGAGAAGCCAUCGCCUCGGCUAAGAAUGCCGGUAUCCCUAUACCUGCCGACAUUCCCAAGUCGGCUCUCGUCGGUGGCAUGAUCAAGCGCUUGUCCACCCGAAAUGCGAACAAGGCCUUUGUGGAUGACUGGUCGGAAGAUGUGGAGCUUCCGGGACCUGACACAGUACUACAGCUCAAGACCCCGCAAGAUACGUUUUUUCCAGAGUCACUCCCACAGGUCAGCUCCGUCAUUACCAGCCCAGUGAAAUCAACUGCCUCACCUUCUUGGAAUGAGGAUAUAUCAACCCGCUUGCUAUCGGCGUCAGCCACCCUGGACAGAUUCCAAGAUGAGAAGGAUAGCCAUGGUGACCAAGAUAUCCCUACAAUCAAAGCUUCUGUCCCUCGGUCUCCGCUGAAAGCAAGCACGGCGAGCCCCGGACUGGGGCUCAAAUUGGAAGCGGAGAGCGACGAUUUUGACCAGGACCUUGAAUUGCCUCCAGACCACCAACCUCUUCGGCUGUCGCAUCGCAAAGACCACGCCCAGAUAUCGAGUCCUACUUUGGAUGAGAUUGACCUUGAAUGGUCCGAAGGCAGUAUUGGUGUACGAGUUGGGGGCACUGCGAGGGAUGGCCGUUCGAUCCCCAGCUCCUCGAUAUCCGUCGCCAGUCCAAGCGUUUCAAGCUGCAUAACAGCAGAGAGUGAUGAUGAUGGAUUUGAGGGCCUCAUCAUCCCCGAUGGGCCGCUAGAUUUCAAUAUCUCUUUGAAGAAACGCCGGGAAUUACAAUUUGACAACUCUGAUGAGGGAGGCGAGAGAAAAGCAGAACAGAGUUCUUCUGAAUCGGACGACUUUUUCUCCGGCCUUGAGAUCGACAGUGGAAAGGUCUUCGGUCCGGGAAGGUUGCCUCUAAAUCCUAAUGUCAAGUGCAAGACAGAAUGGCCGGCAAGUCCGACACGCCGAUCCGCCACAACGCUCACUUUCACCAAUACGGCAGGAUCUCCACGAACUCGCAUUCCUCGCCUGGCUAGCCAUGACCGGACACAUUCGACUCACCUUGAAACUGUCUCGGAGAGUGGUGCCCCCCUCUCCAAAUUCCGGAGAUCACAAUCACGUCUGGGACAUUCGUCUCAAUCGUCUGUUUCCAGUCUUCCAGCCUCUGGUACAGUUUCAACAUCGCCAACACCGGCAACCGCUGGACGCCGGCUUCUCGAGUCUCGGAUCCCCAGAGACACAGCUCUCGCUAGCGAUUCCAAGGCAUCCGGCAGGUAUCUGAAAACAAAACGAUCCCUACCAGCCAUCCGCGGAGCGCAGUCGGCUUCCUCGACACAGGCUUCUCAGCGGUUACCAGCUCAUUCGAAUGGCCCCUUCCUUCCUCUCUCUCAAAGGCCCAAUGCCCCAGUCGAGCGCAGCACGGGUGAUGGAAGACCGUCGGCUCGCAGACUACAGGCUCCUUUCUUUUCGGCUGGUGCAUCAGAAACCCAUUCUCAUAAUCCCAACGCGAAGAGCUACCGACCUGCUCGCCGUACAAACUCGGACAGCUCGGGUGGUCUACUCAGCCCACCAGGUACCUUUUCUCGGCGAUCGACUCGCCCUGAGCCUUCGCGAGCCAGUCUCGGCGAAACCAACGCGGGGCCCAUCGGCCCGACUUCCAAACGCACACUCACCCGGCCAACCCGGCGGCGUAAUUUCGGGGAUGGAACAGAACUGGAAUCAUUUGACGAUUUGCCUACCUCGGUCUCGGCAGAAAACAAAUUUGUUAAGAAUCCCGCCGGUCGAGGUGCUCCAAGAUCCGUUUACGCCAGAUCCAGUCAGAGCCGGUGUGAUCCCCCUCGACCGUCCCCCACACCAUUAUCAACACCUCCUUCGGCCUCUAAACCACUGACUUCGACACCUCGAUUCGCUCGGGACACCAAUGCGUCUCGGAAUGCUAGGGAACAACGUAUUGCCUCUAUGGCGAUAAGCUCGAAGAGCCGAGACACGAAUCCUCUAACGAGCUUAAAUUCAAACUGGAAGGCUCAAUCCACUUCACGAGUUCCCCCUGGGACGAUCACGCUGAGAAACCGAAAAACCAGACCGGUCAAAUCUACACCCAAACCUCAACUGAUUAAGCCUAUUGGGUCCGGGGUACCAGAAGCUAAAUCUGUAAGGGGCAUGCGCUAUAAUCCUACCACAUUUCUUUGGGAAGGAAACGAGAAUGUCGUGCAAGAUUUUGACGUUGCGCCCAAAUCACCCAAGCCGGCCCCGGCUCUUAUUAGCAACGUUGGCUCUUUGCAAAAUGUCCAAACCGUUGGUGGGAUGGUUUUUGACCCCCAUCGCAUGUGCUGGCUUCGAGCCUCGUCUCUUGAGCCCAGCGCUCGGGAUGGAGCCGUGGCUCCUGAUGAGGAUGAUGUUUUCGCGGGCCUUGAUGACUUGGAAGACAAGUUGGCUAGCGACACCAAUGGACGAGCCUUGGAUGUCUCCGAAGAGUUCAAUGGCCACGCCGCUAGGGACGAUCCCAGCGCCGGUGAAUCAUCGGAUGAGGGACCCAUGACAGAGGAAUUUGAUGUUGGACCGGAGUUCAUUCGACGACAGCGAGCCGAGGAAGAAAAGUGGAGACGCAAGGUUGACAGGUGGGUCGGCUUUGAUCGCGGCGUUCAUGAGCAUCACUGGCGGUGGGUCAUCCGAGAUCUCGUGGCCUUUGAUAGCGCUUGGGGAGGAGCGACCUAA